UUCCUGUUCUCCCCAGAUGGACUCCGAGAGCUCCCAGCCAGGGGAGCAAGACAUGACAGAGGCAGGGGCUGAGCAGGAACUUCGGUGGGUGGAGCUGGGCUCAGAGGAGGCCCUGGAAGCCAGGCCCGAGGGCCCCAGUGCCCCGCAAGCCUGGGGGCUCCUGCUGCAAGCUGUGUGGAGGGGUCACCUGGGCCUGGCAACAAAGCUACUGCGUCAAGGGGCCAGUGUGGAGGAGAGGGACCACAUGGGCAGGACACCCCUCCACCUGGCCGUGCUGCUCGGCCACGUGCCGCUGGUGCGUCUCCUGCUGCAGCGCGGGGCCGCGGUGGGAGCUGCCGACCGAGCGGGGCGCACGCCACUCCACGAGGCCGCCUGGCACGGACACUCGCGGGUGGCCGAGCUCCUUCUGCAGCAUGGGAUGGUGGCAGCCGCGGCCGGGCGCACGGCAGCGCUACGCCUCCUCCUAGCUCGCGGGGCGCGGGUGGACGCCGGGGACAGCACGGGGACCACGGCGCUCGGCAUAGCGGCGAGCCUGGGCCGCAGGGAGGACAUGGAGGUGCUGCUUGACCAUGGGGCAGACCCCAGCCUCAAGGACAGGCACAGUCGCUCUGCACUCCACAGGGCUGCUGCUGGGGGACAUCUACCUGCUGUCCAGUGGCUAGCAGCCUGGGGAGCAGAGGUGGAUGCUCGAGACUCAUUGGGCCUCACACCCCUACACCAUGCUGCUCGGGGAGGCCACGCAGAGGUCGCCAGCCACCUCCUAGACAGGGGAGCGCAGGUCAAUGCUGCUGGAUGGCUCCACAAGACCCCCCUACACCUUGCCACAGAGCAUGGCCAUGGCCCCACCGCAGAGCUUUUGCUGAGCCGAGGGGCUAGCCUCACCCUGAGGACACAAUGGGGUGAAGCGGUCCAGGACCUGGUGUCCGAGGGGGUCUGCCCCAGGUACUGCCCACCCUUUGCCGAGAGCAGGAGUGGGAGGGGCACAUAG
Leptonychotes weddellii (Weddell seal) is the source of this 988-nucleotide messenger RNA. The record is from RefSeq and is a predicted model, not a curated record. Lineage: Eukaryota; Metazoa; Chordata; Mammalia; Carnivora; Phocidae.